Molecule: messenger RNA, 5304 nt
Organism: Dreissena polymorpha
Lineage: Eukaryota; Metazoa; Mollusca; Bivalvia; Myida; Dreissenidae
Product: zinc finger protein interacting with ribonucleoprotein K-like
Exons: 5
Coding region: 3352-4518 (388 amino acids)
Cellular component (GO): nucleus
Source: RefSeq, a predicted model, not a curated record
UGUACGCAACAGUAUUUGAUACUUGUAAAAUGUAUUGACAUCGCAUUAAUAUUCACAAUUUUGCACAAGUUUUACGGUAACCUUGGUUGAAAAUUACAAUACAUAACCAAGUGGUUUCAUGUCAUUUUUAUUUGAACCACAUACACAUUAGCGAAGGUUUCAGUGAGUUCCGAAUAACGACUAAAAAUUCCUCUGUAGGAAAUGAGACUUGAGUUCCCGAACCCGAAUCCAUCCAUAUACUCUUGCUUAUACAGGUGGGUGAUAUUGCUCCGAAUACGUUAUACAAUAUAUAAGCGUUAGUUGUUAUGGUUCCGGAUCAGUCUAUACAGUCAUGCAUAUGUCCGUGAACCGUUCACAAAGUAUUUCUUAUAGUGGUUGUUACUGGUCCGGAUCUGUCCAUACAAUUUUGCUGAAACACGUUGUUGUUAUUGGUCCGGAUCUGUCCAUACAAUUUUGCUGAAACACGUUGUUGUUAUUGGUCUGGAUCUCUCCAUACAAUUUUGCUGAAACACGUUGUUGUUAUUGGUCCGGAUCUGUCCAUACAAUUUUGCUGAAACACGUGGCUGUUAUUGGUCCGGAUCUGUCCAUACAAUUUUGCUGAAACACGUUGUUGUUAUUGGUCUGGAUCUCUCCAUACAAUUUCGCUGAAACACGUGGCUGUUAUUGGUCCGGAUCUGUCCAUACAAUUUUGCUGAAACACGUUGUUGUUAUUGGUCUGGAUCUCUCCAUACAAUUUUGCUGAAACACGUGGCUGUUAUUGCUCCGGAUCUGUCCAUACAAUUUUGCUGAAACACGUUGUUGUUAUUGGUCUGGAUCUCUCCAUACAAUUUUGCUGAAACACGUGGCUUUUAUUGGUCCGGAUCUGUCCAUGCAAUUUUGCUGAAACACGUGGCUUUUAUUGGCCCGGAUCUGUCCAUAUAAUUUUGCUGAAACACGUGGCUUUUAUUGGCUCGGAUCUGUUCAUACAAUUUUUCUGAUACACGUAGCUGUUAUUGGCCCGGUUCUGUGCGUACAAUUUCGCUUAUACACGUGGCUGUUAUUGGCGCGGAUCUGUCCAUACAAUUUUGCUUAUACAUGUGGCUGUUAUUGGCCCGGAUCUGCCCAAACAAUUUUGCUAAUACGCGUGGCUGUUAUCGGCUCGGAUCUGUCCAUAUAAUUUUGCUAAUACGCGUGGCUGUUAUUGGCCCGGAUCUGUCCAUACAAUUUUGCUAAUACGCGUGGCUGUUAUCGGCCCGAAUCUGUCCAUACAAUUUUGCUGAUACACGUGGCUGUUAUUAGCGCGGAUCUGUCCAUACAAUUUUGCUGAUACACGUGGCUAUUAUUUGCCCGUAUAUGCCCAUACAAUUUUGCUGAUACACGUGGCUAUUAUUGGCCCGUAUAUGCCCAUACAAUUUUGCUGAAACACGUUGUUGUUAUUGGUCUGGAUCUCUCCAUACAAUUUCGCUGAAACACGUGGCUGUUAUUGGUCCGGAUCUGUCCAUACAAUUUUGCUGAAACACGUUGUUGUUAUUGGUCUGGAUCUCUCCAUACAAUUUUGCUGAAACACGUGGCUGUUAUUGCUCCGGAUCUGUCCAUACAAUUUUGCUGAAACACGUUGUUGUUAUUGGUCUGGAUCUCUCCAUACAAUUUUGCUGAAACACGUGGCUUUUAUUGGUCCGGAUCUGUCCAUGCAAUUUUGCUGAAACACGUGGCUUUUAUUGGCCCGGAUCUGUCCAUAUAAUUUUGCUGAAACACGUGGCUUUUAUUGGCUCGGAUCUGUUCAUACAAUUUUUCUGAUACACGUAGCUGUUAUUGGCCCGGUUCUGUGCGUACAAUUUCGCUUAUACACGUGGCUGUUAUUGGCGCGGAUCUGUCCAUACAAUUUUGCUUAUACAUGUGGCUGUUAUUGGCCCGGAUCUGCCCAAACAAUUUUGCUAAUACGCGUGGCUGUUAUCGGCUCGGAUCUGUACAUAUAAUUUUGCUAAUACGCGUGGCUGUUAUUGGCCCGGAUCUGUCCAUACAAUUUUGCUAAUACGCGUGGCUGUUAUCGGCCCGAAUCUGUCCAUACAAUUUUGCUGAUACACGUGGCUGUUAUUAGCGCGGAUCUGUCCAUACAAUUUUGCUGAUACACGUGGCUAUUAUUUGCCCGUAUAUGCCCAUACAAUUUUGCUGAUACACGUGGCUAUUAUUGGCCCGUAUAUGCCCAUACAAUUUUGCUGAUACACGUGGCUGUUAUUGGCCCGUAUAUGCCCAUACAAUUUUGCUGAUACACGUGGCUGUUAUUGGCCCGUAUAUGCCCAUACAAUUUUGCUGAUACACGUGGCUAUUAUUGGCCCGUAUAUGCCCAUACAAUUUUGCUGAUACACGUGGCUAUUAUUGGCCCGUAUAUGCCCAUACAAUUUUGCUGAUACACGUGGCUGUUAUUGGCCCGUAUAUGCCCAUACAAUUUUGCUGAUACACGUGGCUAUUAUUGGCCCGUAUAUGCCCAUACAAUUUUGCUGAUACACGUGGCUGUUAUUGGCCCGUAUAUGCCCAUACAAUUUUGCUGAUACACGUGGCUGUUAUUGGCCCGUAUAUGCCCAUACAAUUUUGCUGAUCCACGUGGCUGUUAUUGGCCCGUAUAUGCCCAUACAAUUUUGCUGAUCCACGUGGCUGUUAUUGGCCCGUAUAUGCCCAUACAAUUUUGCUGAUACACGUGGCUAUUAUUGGCCCAUAUGUGCCCAUACAAUUUUGCUGAUACACGUGUCUGUUAUUGGCCCGUAUAUGCCCAUACAAUUUUGCUGAUACACGUGGCUAUUAUUGGCCCGUAUAUGCCCAUACUAUUUUGCAUCGAGUAGUUCUGAGCGGCGUCAAAUAAGCAUGAUUUUUUUUACAACAUUAACACACAUAGUCUUAAAACUCUUUAUAUUAUUCAUAUUGAAUACUUCGAGGGCCUUAUCGAUUGUAACAAACUGAAACCAAAUCACAUUUAUAUUCUACGUAAAACGACAAUUGUCUAAUCAAAGACAAAAACUGUAAAACUAAAUUAAAAGGUUUACACACGCAGUAACGCUUACAUUUAAUUAACUACAUAAUGGAUUUUGGACAAUGUCAUUCAUAUAUUUUUUUAAAUACAUGUGGGUUAUGAAAAGCUGUAUGCAGAGCACUAAGCAUUUUUGCAUCAUAAACAAAGAUAUUUAGGCAUAACUUAUUCUACGAAGGAAACAUUUAUAUUUUUACUAGUGGUGUGUUGCCUUUUAUGUGAGGAGAUUUACUUGGGCGUUUGAGCCGAUAACAACAACAAACACAAAACAUCUUACUCGUGAAAAGUGUCACACUUAACCCAGAAAAAUUCAAAUGAUCCAGUCUUACGUUUCUUAAAAGUGAGACAAGAUGGUAGGCAUAGACAUGGAUGUGAUCGGGGACCUGCCUGGCUACAAGUUCAUAUUGAAAGCAGUUCUCAAGGCACAGAUCCAGCAACUGAUUGACCAGCUGGCAGCGUGUACUGAUGAGGAGUCCGUUAUCCUGACAGCCAGCGUGUCUGAUGGAUCUCUCAGCCACCUCGGGUCAGAGUCUGGAAAAUCUUUCCUCCAGGAGAAUGAUGAUGUCAAGUCCAAGUUUCUUGGAUACUGCCUGAAAAGUUUCCAUGUGAAGGCGCAACAGGAAAGAAUACAGCCUUUGCCAUCGUACAGGCUGGUACAUCAGUCACGUCAGACCCAUCAUCAUGUUGGCGCGACACGGGCCAAUACCUGCACAUUCCAAAGACACCAGCCGUACCCUAGCAAUAGAAAGGCUUUCAAGUUGGCCAGUGACAGCCCAGUAGUUCCUCUUGCAAUAGUGGCCAACACUGCCAGAGAUUCCAAAGCUUUUGCCUCAGCUACUGAAGGUGCAGAACUGGAUGAGGAUGCUGGUACUGUGUCCCUGGAUUCUGAAGAACAGUCUGACGCAAAUGAAUCCCAUUUCCCUAAGAAUGACAUACAGAGUAACAAUACAACAAAGGUUGACGGACACCUUGUCAAGGAAGAUAACUCUGCUGGAGAGGAAGGUGAUAACAAUGACAGUGUUGUGGGUGUCAGAGUGAAGAUUGAGUCUGGGGUGGACUAUAAGCAGGACUCAGGCUGGGACCCGGAUGAGUCUAUUGACCUGGGUCAGUAUUCGACAGAGGCCUCAGGUAGCUCGACGGGUCAGGUCAUGGAAAACCCAAUGGCUCAUCACAACAUGGAGGAUGACAACUUCUUUGAGUCAGAAAAUGUACCUCAUGAGGAUGACAAUGACGCAAGUUUACUGGAUAAGUCUUCCAUGGAAGUUUCAAGGAAAGAAGAGGCACUCGCAAAAAAGUAUGAAUGUAGGGUGUGUGGAAAAACGUUUAAGUACAAAAGUACCCUAAAGCGGCAUAUGAAUGUCCAUGACACCAAUGCAGCUGGAGCCCAGUACAAGUGUGGUUCAUGUACAUUAUUUUUUUAUGGGGAAACACAGCUAUUACAACACAAAACUGAUAAACAUGCAUCUCAUCUGUGUGUACAGUGUGGAAAAACGUUUUUUUUCCAAAUAUUCACUUGAGAGACACCAGACUAUACAUGGUAUUGGUAGUCCUUCAAAAAGCUUCAAGUGCUUGCAUCCAGGGUGUGAGAAAACUUUUGUAAGAAAGGAUAUCCGAGAUGAUCACACCAACACACAUGGUAAUUUGUUACCACAUGAGUGCACAAACUGUUGUAAGCGGUUUAAUAACCGCAACACUAUGAAGGCUCAUAAGAACGUAUGUCUAGGUGAGAAGGAAUAUCGCUGUUCCAUGUGUGAGUCGAAGUAUUGUCGGCCUGCUCUGCUGAGGGACCAUGUUAUUGCUGUACACCAAAAGGUUGAACUGAAAUGCCCAAAAUGCGGAAAGGAUAUCGUGUACAAAAGCAAUCUACAAAGACAUCUGAAGAAUUGCAUAGGCAAUUGAUUUGGUCUGAUUGUCUUUCCAUGGAAUUGUUGUUUUUUGGAAAUAGUUUAAAACACUGGUUAAUGUUGUACUAAGGUACAUAGCUUAUUACACUUCGUUAAGUGUAUUCUUUUAAUUAUUUGAGGACUUAUAUCCUUGCUGUUUAAAGUGUUUUAAUAAGAAAGUCUACAAUCCUGUUCUUAUAAGUAUUCGUUUAUUUACACAAAUGAUUACGUAUACCUUAUGGGUAGGAAAAUAUAUGCGAAGUUUAAAAUGAACAAGUUAUUUAUGGCAUUUUAUGCAACCAUAUUCUGAUAUAAAAGUAGAGCAUGAUUAAUAGUCUUGCUAAAUUUCUGCAGAUCUUAAGGUUAAUAAAAUUUUCAUGUAUUGCAUGAAUAUAAACUUUGAAAUAAAUUACAAAUGUA